AUGCCUCAAGAACCUUAUAUCACACAUUCAAAUGAAUCAAUCACAAGUUCAACUACUGAUUUAGAAUACAAUACACAACCACCUCAAGCAUAUACUCAAGAGAAUUCACAAAGCCCUGCUGCUCAAGAAGAUCAACCUUAUAUUCCUCAUGCUCAACAUAGUCGAAACUCAUCUUUCCAUGAUUCAUUUUCUGAAUUAUCAUUAAAUACCUCACAAUCAAAUAAUCAAGAUGAUGAGGAGGGACAACAACAAGAUCCUGUUCAAUUAACAUCCACUAUGAAUAAGAAAACUACAACUAAUGGUUCAGUAUUGGCUGAUAGAUCAUUACAAAGACCAAGAAAAGAACGUCGUGGAUUAUUAGCACAAUUCUCAUUAAUUCCAGAAUUUAAAGAUGCAAGAGAAUAUCCUGAAAGAUUAAAAUAUAUUAUAGUAUUUAUGGUUGCAUUUUCAGCAAUGAUUGGUCCUAUGGGUACUUCAAUCAUUUUACCAGCUAUUGAAGAUAUUAAAGAACAUUUACAAACUACAACAAUUAUGGUUAAUAUAUCUGUUGGUAUUUAUUUAUUAUCACUUGGUGUUUUCCCAUUAUGGUGGUCUUCAUUUAGUGAAAGAUUUGGUAGAAGAUCUGUUUAUAUUUCUUCAUUUACUCUUUAUGUUGCAUUUGGUAUUGGAUGUGCCCUAUCACCAAAUAUUAAUACUUUAAUUGGAAUGAGAGUCCUGGCAGGUGGAUGCUCUGCUAGUGUUCAAAGUGUUGGUGCUGGUACAAUAUCAGAUAUUUAUGCUCCAGAGCAAAGAGGUAGAGCUUUAGGUUUAUAUUACUUGGGUCCUUUGAUGGCUCCAUUAUUAAGUCCUAUUAUUGGGUCAUUAUUAUUGACUAGAUGGAAUUGGAGAUCUACUCAAUGGUUUUUAGUUAUAAUGGCUGUUUUCUUGGAUAUAAUGGUUAUUAUUGUAUUACCAGAAACUUUACGUACCCAGGAUAAUAAAGAAAUUGUUAAAAAAGUUUUAGCUGAAAGACAAAAUAGAAAAUCAAAUGGUGAUGAAGAAUCUCAAAGUUCUGCAUCCGAAGAUAGUAAUGAAAAACAAAAUCCAUCACCAUCAUCAACUGAUGAUAAUUUAGAAGUUGAAAGAAUUGCUUCAAGAGUUUCAAAUAGAAAUCAAUCAACUUUUGAUAUCAAUUCUGAAGGUCAACCCCAAGAAACUAUGGCUCCAGAAUUAUUUAGAAUUACAACUUCACAAAGAGAUGAAAGAAUUGCACAAAUCAAAUCAAAUGAUUUAGAAAAAAUCAAAACAGAAAUUCAAAAAGAAUUAGAUCAUAAACCAACAAAAACUGAACGUUUCAAAAAAGAACUAUUUGAUCUAACAUUAAAACCAUUAAAAUCUUUAGUCUUUUUAAAAUAUCCACCUGUUGCAUUAGCUAUAUCAUUCUCAGCAAUAUCAUUUGGGAUUUUAUAUUUUGUUAAUAUGACUAUUGAAUAUGAAUUCGCAAGAGAACCGUAUAAAUGGAAAUCAUUAUUUAUUGGGUUUGCAUAUAUUCCAAAUUCUGUUAGUUAUAUAUUUGCAUCCAUAUAUGGUGGGAAAUGGACAGACUGGUUAUUAAGAAAAGAUAAAGAACGUAAUGGAUAUUAUUCUCCAGAAUCAAGAAUCUCAUGGAAUAUUUUUUCAGCAGUUGUUACAUUCCCAAUUGCUCUUUUAAUCAUUGGUUGGUGUUUCCAUUUCCAUACUCAUUGGGUAACACCUUUAAUUGGAACUGCUAUAUUUGGUUAUUCAAGUAUGAUGACUAUUGGCCCUGUUGUUACUUAUUUAGUUGAUUCGCUACCAGGUCGUGGUGCUACAGGUGUUGCAUUAAAUAAUUUUGUUAGACAAAUAUUUGCAACUGUUGCUGUUUUCAUUACUGAACCAAUGAUUAAAGGUAUGAAACCUGGUCCAAUGUACUCGAUGCUUGCAGCGUUGAUUGUUCUUUGGGCUGUUGUUUUAGUUGUCUUGAAGAGAAAGGGGACUUAUUGGAGAGAAAAUUAUGAUUUACAAAAGUUGUAUGAUUCUGUUGAUUGA
Messenger RNA from Hansenula ciferrii, 2046 nucleotides. RefSeq names its product Qdr3p (gene QDR3). Gene Ontology annotation, molecular function: polyamine transmembrane transporter activity. The coding region runs from base 1 to 2046 and encodes 681 amino acids. Gene Ontology annotation, biological process: transmembrane transport; intracellular polyamine homeostasis. The record is from RefSeq and is a predicted model, not a curated record. NCBI's taxonomy places the organism in Eukaryota, Fungi, Ascomycota, Saccharomycetes, Phaffomycetales, Wickerhamomycetaceae. The transcript has a single exon.